This is a messenger RNA of Entrophospora candida, 537 nucleotides long. NCBI's taxonomy places the organism in Eukaryota, Fungi, Glomeromycota, Glomeromycetes, Entrophosporales, Entrophosporaceae. The record is from the annotation of a GenBank genome assembly.
AUGUCGGUAUUAGAAUCUAUGGUAGAAGCGAUUAAUGAACAGAAUGUAGCGAUAAAAAAUUUCGAGUCAGAAUAUGAGGAUUAUAAAAAUAAAUUAAAAACUCUUCAAGAUUAUAAAAAUAAGUUAAUAAAUAAAAAACUUGGAUUAAAACAGGAUAUAAUUCAAGCUAAUAAACUUAUUGAAGAUGCAAAAAAUUAUUAUACCGAGGAUGAUUUGAAUCGUUUUUCUAAGAUACAUGAUUCUCUUUUACAUACUCAUCAAUGGCAACCUGUUGAAUUAAAGAAAGAUCUUGUUAUUAUGAAUUGCAAGAAUUUGGAAGUGAAAUUGAACUUUGACAUAAAUGAGAACAAAAUAUUAUCUCUGGAAUUAUCAAAUUUAAUUAGUAAUGAUAUGAACAAUGAAGAGAAGAAAUAUUGUAAUCUGUUAAUAUUAGGAUUACAAAAGAUGAUAUCAAGGAAUAUAGCAAAAUCUUCACAACAAAUCAAUGAGGUGUCAAGGAUCUUGCAAGAAAUUAAAACUUAUUGGAAUAAUGUAUGA